AUGUCACGGAAAGCAGGCACUCCUGCCAAGCGUACUAACACAAAGAAUAUCGAGUUUCAACUGGCAAAUGCCGGUCUCACAUGCAUUCAAGCGAGAUCGAGUACCGGACGCAAGACGCAAGGCACGUUACACAGCUUCCGCAGUUGGGUGUGGAGGAAAUUGACUUACUUGCAUGAUUCGUGCAAGCAUACUCAUGUUCAGCGAGCGUCAGCGUACGGAACUAUUGCAGUCACGUAUGGCAGUCAUGAGACGAGCUCCAGUCAUCGCCAUCAGGAGGAAGCGUAUGGAUGA
This is a messenger RNA of Baudoinia panamericana UAMH 10762, 291 nucleotides long. RefSeq lists its product as uncharacterized. Bases 1 to 291 code for a protein of 96 amino acids. Lineage: Eukaryota; Fungi; Ascomycota; Dothideomycetes; Mycosphaerellales; Teratosphaeriaceae. The record is from RefSeq and is a predicted model, not a curated record. The transcript has a single exon.